This is a messenger RNA of Spinacia oleracea (spinach), 1125 nucleotides long. RefSeq lists its product as uncharacterized. The transcript is spliced from 2 exons. Bases 17 to 745 code for a protein of 242 amino acids. The record is from RefSeq and is a predicted model, not a curated record. NCBI's taxonomy places the organism in Eukaryota, Viridiplantae, Streptophyta, Magnoliopsida, Caryophyllales, Amaranthaceae.
CACGUCUGAGGGCGUCAUGGAGUACUAUGGCCGCUUGUCGAAGGUAUGGAAGGAGUACGUACAGUAUGCACGAGUUCCAAGGUGUAUAUGUGCGGGUUGCACGUGCAACAUAGCGAAGCAGGUGGGGGACAUUCAUGAUGAAGAUCGUCUGCACUAUUUCUUAAUUGGCCUAGACGAUCACUAUGAAGCCAUUCGUGCACAACUGUUAGCAAGAUCGCCGUUGCCAGGCCUCGACGAGGCAUACCAGACGGUUAUGAAUACCGAGACCAUGCGCGCCAAGGCAACGAGAGGUAAGGAGAGUGUCAUGGCGUUCAAGGUCGAGACUAAGGGUCGGUCGAGGUCGGGAGAUGCGAGUGACAGAUUUUGUGGUCAUUGCAAUCGUGAGGGUCAUGAGGAAGAAACUUGUUAUCAGCUGAUUGGUUUUCCCGAAUGGUGGGAUGAGAAGAAACGAGGUGGUAGAGGGCCUGGUCGAGGAGGCAGGACGUCGAUUAGAGGAGGCAGAGGAGCUCGUGGGGCAGCGUCGUCGACCAGUGGUGUCUCUCGCGCCAAUGCCGUGAGUAAUACCACAGCAGGGGCGACAACCACUGUGACGAGUGGAGGCGGAUCGCAGGGAGCAGUGACGACAACCAAUCAUGAGCUUGUUGGUGUGACGAAGGAGCAAGUCCAGCAAAUUGUUGACAUCUUAUCACGACCACCAAACAAGUUGCAAGGACCGCUCGACGAGGAUGGUGAUUGGCGUGGGUGAUCGACAGGAAGGACUAUAUUUUUUCCGUGGGGCUCCAAGGGUUCGUGUGCUAGCAGUGGAGUGUGUGGUCGACUUGUGGCACCAACGUAUGGGGCAUCCGUCGGAAAAAGUGUUGCAGUUACUUCCUCCUGUGAGUCAUAAGAUUAGGAAUAAUAAAAACAUUUGUGAUGUAUGCCCACGGGGGAAACAAUGUAGGGAGAGUUUUCCAAAUAGUGAUAGUCGUGCAAGUCGCCCAUUCGACCUUGUUCAUCUUGAUUUAUGGGGGCCUUACAAAACACCCUCGUCGAGUGGGGCGAAGUAUUUUCUUACCAUUGUGGAUGAUUAUUCUAGGGGUGUGUGGAUUUAUUUAUUGUGCAAUAAAAUGGAAGUUGAAUCGUCGU